Molecule: messenger RNA, 505 nt
Organism: Vombatus ursinus (common wombat)
Lineage: Eukaryota; Metazoa; Chordata; Mammalia; Diprotodontia; Vombatidae
Product: cystatin-A1-like
Exons: 4
Coding region: 19-414 (131 amino acids)
Cellular component (GO): cytosol
Molecular function (GO): cysteine-type endopeptidase inhibitor activity
Source: RefSeq, a predicted model, not a curated record
AUUUAAUUACCUUAUUAUAUGACAAUAUAUUAUAUGACAAUACUUUACAUUUGUAUUCAUGAAUUGAUACAUGGUAACAGUUCCAGCAUCUCUUUCUGCAAACCAACUACCACCAAAAUGAUGCCUGGCGGCUUAAGUGAAACGAAAUCUGCAACUCCAGAAAUCCAGAAGAUAGUUGAUGAGGUAAAGCCACAGUUGGAAAAAAAGUCCAAUGAAAAAUAUGACCACUUUGAAGCUGUAAAAUACAGAACACAAGUAGUUGCUGGGACCAUGUAUUUUAUAAAGGUACAUACUGGAGGUGAUCAAUAUGUACAUUUGAAAGUAUUCAGACCUCUCCCUUACACGAAUGAUCCAAUGGAGCUGUCAGCCUACCAGACCGGCAAAACCAAGGAUGAUGAACUGACCUACUUUUAGAGUCACAGUCCAGAAUGCAUCUAGUUCCUUUCAUGAGCAUCCUGUAUCAAUAAGCACAACUGAAACAAAACAUAGAUCUUUUUAAAGUAUA